This is a messenger RNA of Cyanistes caeruleus (blue tit), 3534 nucleotides long. Lineage: Eukaryota; Metazoa; Chordata; Aves; Passeriformes; Paridae. The record is from RefSeq and is a predicted model, not a curated record.
CAACGCUGGGGAACGGGGCCUGCGAGCAGAUCUCUGCCUUUGGGAAUACGUUAAUUCGCUGUUAGAGGCAGCACACCCACAGAAAUCCGCGCUGCUUUCGAAAUGAAAGCGGGCAAGCAGGCUGCCCUCGGUGAGGACGGCAGGAGCUGCUCGCCGUGCACAGGCCGGGAGCAGCCCGGCUGGCCCGUUCCUGACAGCCGGGCUGAAGGAGCAGCCUGGCCACCAGCAGGUGCCUCGGGAGGAGCCCAAGGCCCGUGAGGAACCACUGCUCCUCGUGGUUUGUGGGUCAGGUCUGGAAUCUGGAGAUACUGGUGCAUUUCUCUAUGUGUUUACAAUCUAUAAUUAAUGGCCAGUCAGAAUCAUGUAAAUGUGUUGUGUCCGUGAUGUCCUGCAGCAGAGUGUCCAAAAUAUGUGUUCUUCCAUUGGUUUGGACCUGCCACCUGCUUCAGGCUCCUGUCCUGCGGCAGAGAGGAGCUUGUCCGUACUCACCUGCUCUCACAAACCCUCCUCUUGUGCUCUUGCCGAUCAGAACAUACAAAAGAGAAGUGUCACAUUGAUACAUCAUUAGUGGUUUGUUAAAUACAUUUCUUAUGAAGAAUAUAAAUAAAUGCAUGGAGGUUUGUGGACUUUUUGAUGUAUAUAUGUUAGGGGAAUGGAGAUAGAAUGGAUGCAGCAUGCUUCAGAAUAAUUGUCAAUUAAAUGGGCUUACCUCUGUUGCUCAGUUUUACUUAUGUAUGUGUGGGAGGGGAGAAUUACUGCUGAACUUGAACAAGUGAAUCCUGCCUUUUUUGUAAAAGUUACUUUUGAAGCCAUUUCAGGAUGAGCUACAGGAAGCAAUUUCUGAUUAUGCAACAAGAAAGGAAAAAGUUGAAUAUUCCGACGAUUUUGAAAGUGAUGAAGAUGGCAUGUUAAAUGAUGUUGGGAAAGAAGUUGCUGAAAGUAAUUCAGGUUCUGCAAGCACUGAGAGAUCUCUUGCUGGGAGUCCUCUCUUGAAUGAUGAUGCUUCACAAAACAUGGUAGAUCUGGAAAAUGAAGCUGCUGAUGACUUGAAUUUAUCCUUUCAUGAAAAGAGGCUUCAGCAGAUAAUGGUUUUAGAAGGUGAAAGCAUACAGAAUGACAGAAAACAUGAUGAAGAAGGAUGUGUGGAAGAUCAAAAUGAGGAUAAUGACAGAAAAAAUAAUGAAGUACUGCAUGAUAAUAGUGAAAGUAAUGACUUGCCUAUUAAUGAGCUACAUAAAAAGAGAAAUCAAGAGGAAAACCAACUAAAAGCAAAGCCUCGGAUGCACAAAAAAGGAAAUGGUUCAGCAUCAGAUCAAGAUCAGAAGAAGACUGCCAGCACCAGUGAGUUGAAACUGGAGGACAAUGGUAGGCAAUCCCCUUCUGUUGACAGUUCAGAUGGAAUGAUGAAAAUAGCAGAAGGGCAAAUAAUAACUGAUACAAUGCAGAAGGUAUCAGUGAAUGAUAAAUCUGAGCAUGGAGAGGCAAAGAACACAUCCAAGAGCUCUGUCAAGAAACUAAAUGAAACAAAGGAGAGAGUUCUAGAAAACCCAAAGGCUUCUUUAUCUGACAGGUCUACAACUUCUGCGCAUUUAAAGAGAAAGGGGAAAGCUGUUCCAUCAACUUCACCUGUUUCAUCUCAGUAUCUGGGAUCAUUAAAAGUGUUGGAGGAUAAACGCAUGCAGAUGAAAAGCAUGCAGAUGAAAAGUCCAGAAUUCAACAAAGUAGAUAAUUUAAGGGCAGCUGUUUAUCAGAACUGGUUGGAAAAGAAAAAUCUCCUUCUACUGGAAUUAAAGAGGAGUGAAAAGGAAAAAGCUGAAAUUCUUAGGAACGAUACUGAAAAGAAAGAAGCACUUAAAAGAGAAGAAUCAAUUGCAUGUUAUGAGGCCUGGAAAAAAAAGAAAGAGCAAGAAGCAAAGAAGUUAAGUGAAAAAAAAAAGCUUGCGGAACUUGAGGAAAAGAAACCAGAACAGACUAAGGAAAAAACAGAAGCAGCACAAGCGGCAUUCAAAAAAUGGCAAGAAAGAAAAGUGGAAUAUUUAAGAGAGCAAAGCAGGAAGGAAAAACAGUCUGAAAGAAUGAGGAAGAAGAUAGAAGAGGACCUAGUUGCAGAGAAGAGGAAAGUCAGUGUAUCAGCGGUUGAAAAAUGGAAUAAAAAGAAGGAAGAAUAUAUAAAAAAGAAGAAAGUAGAAAAAUUCCUGGAGAAAAGAAAGCGAGCAAUGCAACAGGCAAAGAAGGAAGAAAAAAGAGAAAAGGCUGUGGAGGAAUAUGAAAGAUGGCUGGAAAACAAAAUGAGGAGAGAACAACUUGAGAAGAACCGAAAAAAGUUGCAGGCUGUCCAUGGGAAUGAAAUGAGUCCUCCCUGGAGGCCACCUGGGAAAGUCACAUAUUCUAGUAAUUACUGAGCAAUUUAUUGCCUUCCAGAAGAACAGAUAGUCUACAAAGUUCUGUCAAUAGCCAGUAACUCUUUUGUUAUCAUCUGAUUUUCACUGCAUCCAUUAUAGGUGUUGAAUUCUUUCUUUUUAGUUUAUUUGAUCUCUGCAGUUUAAAUAAACCUGUUACUCGUUUGCAUUGCUUUAGAAAAUAUAACAAUUUUUCUAAUUCCACAUUUAAAUUAGUUUUGCUAAAUUCUAUGCUAUGUCUUACCAUUUUGGUGAAAAUUUAUAUCCAGAAUACAUAAAUCUGGACUCUGGUGGUUUUUUUCUCCCAAUAAGUAGCAGAAUGUUGUUUUUUUUAAGUUAUGAGACCACACUCUUUGAGGAGUUAAUUCUUGAAGAAGCUGAAAAGAUGCCCAUCCAGAGCAGCUUCAGUGGCCCACAUAAGAGCACGUAAGAGGUAGAGUAAAAUUACAGACAGCAGCAGGAGAGAUGAGGAACUGCAGCCCCAGCAGAAUGAAACAUUGCCAAUUCAAAACUGGUACACCUGGGUUUUAUGAGAAAAUACUGAAUUUCUUACUGUAGGCCUUCAGAUUGGGGUGGUGGUGUGCAUCAUUGGUGCUCUGGGCUUUUAGUAUCUGGAGCCUUGAGUUUGGGUUUAGUCUGUUAAGAAACUCCAGCUAUAAUAUCACAGGAAGAUGAAAUUUGUAGCAGGCACCAGAGUUUAUUGUACAGCAGACCUGGAGAGUCUGGGACAAGGCAGCCUAUGAGAAAGGGAUCAUCUGGAUCUUUAUUUUUCCAGUAUCCAGCUAGAGAAAACAAGGAAGGUCCCUAUGCUGACAGGCUGUACUUGAGGGAUAGAAAUGAAAAGUGUGGUAGAAUUAAUGGCAGAGAUCAAAAAGAGUGUGUAAGGUGCCUGUUCCUUAACUGAAUGCUGCAUCCUUACUGAUGUUAAGUCUUUCUGUAACAGGUUAGAAGGUUUUGACAGAAGAUGGAAGUGAGAAGAUGUUGGUGACAUCUUUCAGAGGAGUGAGCGUCGUUCAGAGCUCAUGAGGAGUAGUUCACAAAUUCACAACUUCUCAAUUAGAAAAGAUGCUGAAGUCUGUAGACAAGGGAAAAGAGUUGAUGUAUUUGACUUUUAUAAUAAAAUUUAUUAAUUUUA